Ailuropoda melanoleuca (giant panda) is the source of this 2025-nucleotide messenger RNA. RefSeq names its product torsin family 4 member A (gene TOR4A). Gene Ontology annotation, molecular function: ATP binding; ATP hydrolysis activity. The record is from RefSeq and is a predicted model, not a curated record. NCBI's taxonomy places the organism in Eukaryota, Metazoa, Chordata, Mammalia, Carnivora, Ursidae. Gene Ontology annotation, cellular component: nuclear envelope; endoplasmic reticulum lumen.
GGAGCCCCCCCCCCUUGGGGCCAGGGGAGGGGAAGAAGGGAGGGAUUGGGGAGACUCCUCCAGGCACGAGGUCCCCUCUGCUCUUGCCCUACUCCCCUCCCUGUGGGGGUCAGGUACAGGACAUGUCCCUGGGAAGAUAGGGGUUCCGUGGAGGACAAGCUGAGAUGCAAGGGGCUAUGGGAUUCCCCCCCCCCCAGCCUUACUGGGUGGCAGGGUUGAGCCAGGAGGGCUGCAGGGCCAGGGUAGGUGACCCGAAGGCCAGGGCGGGGACCGGGUGAGCCAGCCGGACCUCCCCCUCUGGCGCCUCCGUCCAGCCUAAGUCCCGCCCUCUUGCCACACCCCUGACUCACUUCCUUUGCCUAGAAGCGGAAACCUCCCCAGAGCUUCCUCCCCUCCUAAUGCUCCCCAGGGACCCGCAGGUGUUGCUCCCCCUCCAGGCCGGAGCUGUCCCAGCCAGGCCCCUGACCCCACUGAGAGCUUCCCCAGGAAGCUGGUAUUUUCCGUGUCCUGAGUUGCACCCCCAGCAUCUGGCCUGGGCAGGGGGCUGCCCUUGGUGGGCUGGGGGGCCAGCAGGAGCUUAACCUGACACACUGCAGGGAGGGCGACCUGCAUGCCGAGCGCCGCCUCUGCGCCAUGGACGGCAGCCAGCCCAGUCUGGAGCCGGCGGCCGCGGGCCCCAGUCUCCCCGGCCCGAGCGUGAUCGCGCCGCUGCGUGCCGUGGUCCGCCUGCGUCGCCGCGUGUGCCUCCUGCGCAAGCGGCGCCUCCUGCCGCCGGGCACGGGGUCGGCCUCCGGGGCUGGAGCGCCCAGACCCAGCUGCGGCUCCGGGGCGCCGCACGCUCACCUGGACCAGCCGCAGUUCUUCACCUUCGACGGCCCGGCGGAGCUGCCGUCCAGGACGCCGCGCAAGAGGCGCCGGCGCAGCCGCGUGGUGCUCUACCCUGAGACCUCGCGCAAGUGCCGGCCUCACGCCGAGCGCCGCAGCCGCGCGCAGCGCUGCCUGUUGUUGCUUGUGGCCAUUGUGGGCUUCCAGGUGCUCAACGCCAUCGAGAACCUGGACGAUAACGCGCAGCGCUACGACCUCGACGGGCUGGAGAAGGCGCUGCAGCGCGCCGUGUUCGGUCAGCCGGGUGCCGUGGGGCGCAUCGUGGCGCUGCUGCGGGACUACCUGGCCACGCACGUGCACAGCCGCCCGCUGCUUCUGGCGCUGCACGGGCCCAGCGGCGUGGGCAAGAGCCACGUGGGCCGCCUGCUGGCACGCCACUUCCGCGCGGUGCUCGAGGACGGCGCGCUCGUGCUGCAGUACCACGCGCGGCACCACUGCCCCGAGCCGCGUGCCGCGGAGGACUGCCGUGAGGAGCUGGCGGGGCUCGUGGCCGACGUGGUGGCGCGGGCCGAGGUGGAGGAGAAGACCCCGAUCGUGGUGCUGGACGAGGCGGAGCUCAUGCCCACGGCCCUGCUGGACGAGCUGCACAGCUUUCUGCAGCCGCAGCGUGCCCACCACUUCCACAACGCCAUUUACGUGCUCCUCAGCAGCGCAGGCGGGGAAAUCACGCGCUUCGUGCUGCAGAACGCGUCCCGCGCGCUGCCCGCGAGCUCCGACGGCGACCGGGCCGGGGUGGCCGCGGUGCAGGCCGAGGAGGACCUGCGCGCCGGCCUGCGCUCGCUCCUGGUCCAAGAGCACCCGCUGUGGCAGGCCGCGGCCAUCGUGCCCUUCCUGCUGCUGGACAAGCGGGACGUGGUCAACUGCUUCCGGGACGAGAUGGCCGGGGAGGGCUUCUUCCCAGAGCAGGCCCGCGCGGAGCUCCUGGCCGCGCAGCUCAGCUACUACCGCGUCGCUGGCCGUGAGUUCGCCGUCACUGGCUGCAAGCAGGUGGUGGCCAGGGUCAAUCUCUUGUAGCAUAGGCGCAGCUGGACCGGAUGACGCUGGUGGGCACCAUGGGGCUUUUGGGUUGUUGGUGGCGGUAGGAGGGAGGGGACCCUGUGGAUUUGCCUGAGGCCUCUAAUAAAUCUGUCGAUAGCCCCA